AGAAAGAGAGAGACAGAGUCGGCAGAACGUAUGACCGCGUGCUCUGCGAGUCGUGUGCGUAUGUGUGUCUGUGUGUGUGUCGGGUCUCUCAGUUGCCGGCAAACUAUCGACGUGUUGUAUUGUACCGUGUGCGGUGGCCGUGUCCUCUCCGCGCUCCAUCGCCGCCGUAACCCAAUCCACACCUCCCCGGCCGAUGCUCCCGACCGUCGGCGAGUCGCUGUGCUAAAGGGAUCGUUGGCACCGCAGUGUUGUACUCGGAAAACUGGCACGAUACUACGCGACCGGUUACCACGUGGUCACGCCGGGCCCAAAGCACGUGCAAUAACCACCUCCACCACAGCAACUGCUCACGCACCGACCACUUCGGCCGCGAUCUCGGUACCUAUUGCCGGGACGGCUGCUGUGAUAACACAUAUUUGUACAGAUAUCGCUUGCGAAGAGAUAACGGUCGACAAGAAGCGAAAGUCAACGGCCGGCUCUGAUAUGACUUGGCUAACGAUUUUACUAUGGACUACAUUACUGUAUAGGUUGGCUGUUGGUCAACGAUUUCAAGAUAGCAAAUCCUUUUCAGAUGAACAUGAUCUCCAACAUGCUAUCAAAGUACCAUUUGAAGACCCACAAUUAUUUUUUGAUAACGGAGAGGAUGGUUUUCCAGCAUUUGGUAUCAAACCCGGAUCGGACAUCAAAUCUCCUUAUCGGUUGUUUUUACCUGAAAAAUUAUAUCCAGAAUUCGCAAUAGUUGCAAAUUUUAAAUUAAAUUCAAUUAAUGGUGGGUUUUUAUUUGCCGUGGUAAACCCAAUGGAAAAUGUCGUACAACUUGGAGUUCAGGUCAAACCAACAUCUUCAGAAUCAUUAAAUAUAAGUUUUCUUUAUACUGAUGUAACUAAAUAUCCUUCUUCUUCCAACGUUUUGGCUACAUUUUCAGUCCCUUGGAAAAUUACGAAAUAUGUACGGAUUAGCUUAAAAGUGACAAAAGAAAAUGUUGAACUAAAUGGUAGAUGCAUAACUCCGCAGAACGUUUCAGUAAUUAGAGAUCCAACCGAACUUCUAUUUGAUUCAGCAUCCACGUUGUACAUUGGCCAGGCGGGGCCACUCAUAAAAGGUGCAUUUGAUGGUGCAAUACAAGAGUUGAAAAUUUACGGGUCUACGGCAUCAGCUGACAUUCAAUGUACGGAAACCGAAAUUCUACAGCCAGAAGACGAUAAAGACCUAGAACGAACUGAUGAUAUAGCAACUGGAUACACAAAUCGACCACCAGUUCCACCACCACCGCCUCCAUCGAAUGAAAACCACAAUUAUGAAAAUAUCAAGGGAGAAAAAGGAGAUCCAGGUCAAAAGGGAGAGUCGAUUCGAGGACCACCAGGGCCUCCUGGUCCACCAGGGACUCCUUUUUCUGGUGAUUUCACAACCGACGAACAACUUAUUAAAUCUGGAGUAUUGGGACCAAGAGGUCCACCUGGAGUGUGUAGUUGCAAUUUAACAACGUUGUUCGCGCCUGGAAAUAUACCUGACUUACUACCGGGACCACCGGGUAUUCCCGGUAUUGACGGAAAGACUGGAUUAACUGGGCUUCCGGGACCUGCAGGAUUACCAGGCGAACGUGGACCUGAAGGCGUUAAAGGUGAUAAAGGUGACCGGGGAGACAGUGGACCAAGAGGCAAUGAAGGACUUCAAGGCCCAAAAGGCGAACCAGGAUUAGACGGAGAAAGAGGUUUACAAGGACCUCCCGGACCUCCAGGACCUCCGGGAAAUGGUGAUUUUUCAAAUAAUGAUCCAAGUUGGAAGCCUAGACCAAUUUACAAGGAUAUUGGAUUUGAAUCAAAUGUGGGAAGACCUGGUCCACCCGGACCAAAAGGAGAUCCAGGAGUUGAUGGUGCACCUGGCCUUAAAGGUUUAAAAGGUGUACAAGGAAGCAAAGGAGCUAGAGGUGAAUCAGGUUUAAAAGGGACAAAAGGAGAUAAGGGAAGUACAGGCUCUACGGGUCUUCAAGGCUUAAAAGGUGAUAGAGGGAUGCGGGGUUUUGAUGGAACACCAGGUUUACCAGGAGAAAAUGCACGACCAGCGCCAAAAGGAGAAAAAGGUGAUAUUGGACCACCUGGUCCACCUGGACAUAGUCCGCCAGGCGUAAAAUUAGAAAAAUUGAGCGAUUCAGCUGUUGUAAAAACAGUGAAAGGCGAUAAAGGAGCAAAAGGAGAUAGAGGAGAAAGGGGAAUUCUAGGUGCCUUAGGCCCAAGUGGAAAUCCAGGCCCACCUGGUUUAACGGGCCCCAAAGGAGACCGAGGAGAGCCGGGGCUUCCGGGUGUGUCUAUGGCUGAUCUAACUAAUGUAAAAGGUGAAAAAGGUGAAAUGGGAAAAAGAGGAAGGCGAGGAAAACCAGGUCCUGUAGGUCCACCAGGUCCUCCUGGAGAAAUUGGACUUCCUGGAUUAAGUGGCUUACCUGGUAGAGCAGGUGGAACAAAAGGAGAGAAAGGAGAUCCCGGCUUAUCUAUUAAAGGAGAAAAGGGUGAACCUGGUAGACCAGCAGACGGAAGCUCUAGUGGAUCUUACAUUCCAGUUCCUGGACCACCGGGGCCUCCGGGCCCACCGGGUGUGUCAAUUGAAGGACAAAAAGGUGAACCAGGAGAUCCAAGUUUUAUUACAUCUCCCUUAAGAAGUCAAAUUGUUGAUCCUAUUAUUGUACCCGGCGCAGUUACAUUUCAAAAUAAGAAAUUAUUGUUGAGUACAACUGAAAGAACUCAAGUAGGAACCAUUGCUUUUAUAAUUGAGGAAGAAGCAUUAUUAGUCCGAGUUUCACUUGGUUGGCAGUAUAUUUCUUUAGGGUCUUUAAUUACAGGAGCUGAAACUAUUCCAACUAAUAUACCAUUGCCAACUCGUGCACCUUUAGAGUCAUCAAAUUUAGUUCAUAGUCAUCCAGUUAAAGAAAAUCCAGUGUGGCAUCCUAAAAUGUUGAGAGUAGCAGCUUUAAAUGAACCAUAUUCUGGCAACAUGCAUGGAGUUCAAAGUGUCGAUUAUUCAUGUUAUCGACAAUCCAGAAGGGCUGGUCUUCAUGGAGCAUUCAAAGCAUUUCUUUCAUCACGAAAUAAUAAUCUUAAAACGAUAGUACAUGAAUCUGAUAGAGAUUUACCGUUGGUAAAUAUUAAAGGAGACGUACUCUUCAACUCUUGGAAAGACGUAUUUACAGAAAAUGGUGAAUUUUUAUCACAUCAACCUAAAAUUUACAGUUUUAAUGGUAAAAACGUUUUAACUGACUUUUCUUGGCCUCAGAAAGUUAUAUGGCAUGGAUCUACUACUUCUGGUAAUGAUGCCUCAGACAAUAAUUGCGACUCUUGGAACUCUGAGAGCAUUGACAAACAAGGUUUUGGUUCUUCAUUAGUCCCUCGAAUGAGUUUACAACCCAAGCUAUUAGAUCAAUCAAUAUAUGACUGCAGAAAUUUUUUUGUUAUUUUAUGUGUGGAAAUUACUCCUCAUUCAGGCGCCAUGUUUUCUAGAAAACGACGUAGCGGACGACAUGAUGAUAUGAACCAAGAAGAAUAUCAAAAACUCAUUGAUGAUAUUUACAAAUAGAUAAUUUAAUCAAAUGCCAUUUUGUACUAGAUUUAUAUUUUAUAAAAAAUUUAAUUUAAAUAUAUGUAUAACAUUUUAUUAUUCAAUUAAAAUAUUUUUUGUUGAUAACUUUGUAAGAAGUAUGUUCCUUCUUUUUUAAUCAAAAAUAAUUUUUAAUUUUAAGGAUUUUUUUUAACAUAUCCUACAUUUUAGUUACUAAAAGAAACAGAUUUUGUUUUUUUGCUGUUAAUUAUUUUGAAGAAUAACAUGAAAAUGUUAAUAAUAUUAGCCAAUAUGUGAAAUACUUUAUAUAUUGUACACUCAUAUCACUUGAACUAUUUGUAAAUAAAUUUUUGACAGGUUA
Molecule: messenger RNA, 3907 nt
Organism: Daktulosphaira vitifoliae (grape phylloxera)
Lineage: Eukaryota; Metazoa; Arthropoda; Insecta; Hemiptera; Phylloxeridae
Product: collagen alpha-1(XVIII) chain-like
Exons: 31
Coding region: 31-3564 (1177 amino acids)
Source: RefSeq, a predicted model, not a curated record